AUGAUACCUUCUUCCGCGAGUGGAGGUGCGCCACGAAUCCCCUCAUGGAAACGAUUAGGCUUGAAGUUAAAGUCGGCCCAAGAUUCCUCAGAUAUCAAUCCUCAAGCCUCAAUUACCCAACCUCUUAGAGAAAUCGAAAUCGCAAAUAGGAAAAGGCCAAGAGACACCGAGUUCGAGCACGAUACAUCUUCGAAAAAGUCGAAAAAUCUCAACUCUCAUCCUACUUCUAAACUACUACGGCCAACCGCUCCCGAUUCAAUUACUACACCUAAAAAGUCUGCGCUAAAGAAGUCAGUCACAUUCACUCCAGAGACGAAAUCACAAGAUGGCGAUAGUAUAAAACAGUUAUACUUAGGUUGGGUAGCCGAUCAGAAAGCUCAAGACGACUUCUUCUACGGUCCUUCCACUAGCCAAGCUUUUGAAACUCCCGCACCACCUAUAGUCGAAGAACAGUUUGAUACCACGCUUCCAGAAAAGGAACGAAGGGUGAAAAGAGUGAAGAAGCCAAAAUCCGAAGACAAACCACAAAGUGGUACACACGAGAAGGAUUUAAAGUCUCCAAAGUCAGUAAAGAAGUCGAAGGUCUCGAAACCUACCGCCGCUCCACGUCCGUUCUUAGCGUAUCUAAGACAGUAUCACGAAUCGAGGGAGACGUGGAAGUUUAAUAAGAACCAUCAAAAUCAUCUACUGAAACACGCUUUCGACGUUGAGGUCGUUCCUUCCGACCACGUUCAUCUCCUCUACGAGUACGUCAGAGGCUUGCAGGGAGGGGUGAGAAAGCGACUCCGAGACGAGGCAUUAGCUAUCAAGGUGAAAGAUCGAGAAUCAGACGCUUCUGGUUUUCCAGCGACAAUGGCAGACAGUAACAAAAGACAAAGAGAGUACGAUCUCGCUAUGAACGAGUAUGUUGCGUCAAUGACUGCUGCUGGCGCAUCUUCUCAAAUGGGAUACGAAGAAGGGGUACUCAUGGGACUAUCGGACGUAGCAAUGGCUCCGAGAAUAGCCAAAAGAAUGAGAGCUGAGCAAACGCUUGCUGAAUUAGGCUCAUCCUCGGAAGAAACAACAGACACGCAAACUGCAGAAACAGAACCUGUGGCCACGGACGGAGAAAAGCGGUUGCGAUUGAACGAUGGUAUCACUCAAAAGCUCGGAAGAAAAAGAAAGCAACGAACACUUGCCGCGGAUGAUUCGAGCUCUUCUGACUCGGACUCAAGUAGUGACUCGGAUGACAGCAGCUCCGAAGAUGAAUCGAUGGCAAAUGGUGAUGACACGGACGAAUCAUCAAGUAGUUCAUCAAGCAGUUCAUCUGGUUCGGAUAGCGAUGAUGAUUCAUCCAGCGAAGACAGGUCGAGCAGCAGUGAAAGUGAGGACAGCGAGGGCGGCAUACAACAGUGA
Molecule: messenger RNA, 1395 nt
Organism: Sclerotinia sclerotiorum 1980 UF-70
Lineage: Eukaryota; Fungi; Ascomycota; Leotiomycetes; Helotiales; Sclerotiniaceae
Exons: 1
Coding region: 1-1395 (464 amino acids)
Source: RefSeq, a predicted model, not a curated record